CGGUUUGACAUACGGGAGUACUGGUAGAGGUACCGGGGGCUUCGAGCCUAUGGCGUAUUUAAUAAUAAUAAUAAUAGUAACUGCAGCUCCGCCACGAAUGGCGCUCGUUAGGCCAGCCCUGGAUAGAGCUGGGGCAUGAAACAUCGAAGGAUUGCGGGAGGCAUUGGCGCCAGCCUAGCCGCCUGGCUGAGCUGAUGGCUGUCGGGGUUUUUAAUCCAUGCCUCUGCUCCUGGAACGCAUCGUUGCGCUGCUUCUGUCGUCGUUUCCAUUACUUUCAGUGGAUUUGUUGAUAAUCUGCAGCGUUCAGACAGCGUCGAAUAUGCGGUGUUUUGCGACUACUUCAUUGGCGCUGUUGAGUUUACGGGUAGCGUCAGCUUUUGGUGAGAAAUUCUUAUAUCCGACUGCAGGUCUAACUCUGCACUAUCUCGACACUGUGAAUGUUGAAUAUCAAACAACUCUUUAUAACCCUCGGCUUUAUACGUGGUGUUAUAACGCAGAUAAUAAUAUUAUUCGUGAGUGGUUGCUAACAACGGCUGGACCACCCAGAUGGAUACGACGCCACGGCUUCUAUACAGCUGAACUUCACCACUGGCGUUCGGUGCUGGUUCAACAUAAGACAUAACGACACUGAUUUGGGGUUUAACAGCGAGAAUUGGGACUUUGACCAUACACAAAGGAGUCAGACAACACUCGG
This is a messenger RNA of Pseudomassariella vexata, 694 nucleotides long. RefSeq lists its product as uncharacterized. The record is from RefSeq and is a predicted model, not a curated record. Bases 218 to 622 code for a protein of 134 amino acids. The transcript has 3 exons. NCBI's taxonomy places the organism in Eukaryota, Fungi, Ascomycota, Sordariomycetes, Amphisphaeriales, Pseudomassariaceae.